Messenger RNA from Trichoderma breve, 1473 nucleotides. RefSeq names its product major facilitator superfamily domain-containing protein. Gene Ontology annotation, molecular function: transmembrane transporter activity. Gene Ontology annotation, cellular component: membrane. Gene Ontology annotation, biological process: transmembrane transport. The transcript is spliced from 2 exons. Bases 1 to 1473 code for a protein of 490 amino acids. The record is from RefSeq and is a predicted model, not a curated record. NCBI's taxonomy places the organism in Eukaryota, Fungi, Ascomycota, Sordariomycetes, Hypocreales, Hypocreaceae.
AUGGCUUCGGAACCAGUCGAUGUGAGGUACGACGACGACAAGAAGGGUCCGUCUUCCAGCGAUGACUUCCCUCGUGAAGUUGACGAGUCAGCCUCGUCCAUUCCGGUGCUCGACCCUAAUGCCGAGAAGCGCCUGUUAUUGAAGCUGGACACUUACUUCGUCCCCAUCAUCAUGCUUGUCUACCUGACUUGUUUCCUCGAUCGAAGCAGCAUUGGCAACGUCAAGGUUGCCGGCAUGCCCCAAGAUAUCGGCGCCAGCCCGAAGCAGUUCUCGACGGCCGUUUCCAUCUUCUAUGCGACCUACGUGGUGUUUGAGCCUCCGUGGAGUAUCCUGAUGAAAUGGGUCACGCCACGCAUCUUGCUCACGGGCCUCUGCACCGUUUGGUCUCUGACAACCAUCUUCUCGGGCUUCAUCCACAACGUAGCUGGCUUGUAUGCCGUGCGACUCAUUCUCGGUGCCUGCGAGGCCGGACUCUUCCCUGCGCUGAACUUGUACCUCACCAUGGUGUACAAGCGCCACGAGCAAGGAAUAAGGGUGUCGUAUCUGUUUGUGUGCACGGCGAUUUCGGGUGCCUUUGGAGGAUUGCUUGCGUUUUGCAUUCUCAAGAUGGACGGUGUUGCGGGCUAUGCGGGCUGGAGAUGGGUGUAUAUCAUCGAAGGUAUCUUCAGCUUCAUCGUUGCGCCGAUUAUCUGGUUCGGAUUGCCCAACGAUCCUUCCAAUGCCUACUUCCUUAAUGAAGAAGAGAAGGCUAUGAUGAAGGUCCGUGAGGCACAGCGGGCUCAGUAUAUGGGCAGCGAGGAAUUCAGCUGGGAGGAGAUUCGGAUUAGUCUCAAGGACCCGAAGCUAUAUCUCAGUGCCGCCAUUCAAUUCUGCCAGGACAUCCUCCUGUACGGCUUCAGCACAUUCCUCCCUUCCAUCAUUGUCAGCAUGGGCUACACUUCCAUCCAAGCCCAAUAUCUCAGUAUCCCGGUAUUCUUGUUUGGCGGCAUUUGCUUCAUUGCAUUUGCGUAUAUUUCGGACCGGACCUGUAUUCGCGGGCCAAUGGUGUUUCUUGCCAACAUUCCGGGCAUCAUCGGCUACAUACUUAUUCUCUGCCCUACGAGCAACCCCGUCAAGUUCUUUGGCACGUUUCUCUGUGCCGUUGCGGUUUAUAAUGGUCCUGGACUAAACCUGACGUGGCUCAAUGUCAAUGUCGCGCCGCAUUACCGCCGUGCUACCGCGAUUGGAGUGCAGCAAGGUCUUGCAAACACGGCUGGUAUUGUUGCAGGACAGAUUUACAGGACCGCGCCGUUCGUCCUGGGAAAUGGCUUCUCUGUGGGCGCGCUGGGAGUUUCGCAGCUGCUUAUUAUUGCCAAGUGGUUCUAUAUCCGGCACCGCAAUAACCAGAAGGAGAAGAUUGCAAACGGAGAGAUGGAGGACACUCGGAAGGUCCAGACUGGAGAUCGGGCUGUUGAUUUCAAGUAUCAUCUGUGA